UAUGGGAGCAGUUUCCAGUGUGACCUGUGAGUCUAAUGUGCGUGAUUCACCAGAAACUUGAGGAAAAAUGUACUCAGUUUGCGAGUCUUCAUGCCAAACGUGAGUCAUCUACCGAAACGACUUGAGUAGAUUAAAUGGUCCUCACAGCCUGGUUGUUUACAAGGGAUCCAUGCAACUGCCUUCUGGAGCAAGAACACAAUUUUUCUUAACCCAUGGCUUAAUUUUAAAGUGAAGCUGUGGAAAUUAUUCUGUCCUCUGAAAGGUCUAUGUUACUGAUGAAACAUGCCCUUACCGUUUGGAUUAAAGCUUAAGAGGACUCGAAGAUAUACAGUCUCCAGCAAGAGCUGCCUGGUCACACGCAUACAGCUGCUUAAUGGCGAAUUUGUUGAGUUUACACUUUCUGUGGAGAGCACAGGCCAGGAAUGUUUGGAAGCAGUUGCUCAGAGACUCGAGUUACGAGAGAUAAUGUAUUUCAGUCUCUGGUACUUCAAUAAACAAAACCAGCAACGAUGGAUUGAUUUAGAAAAGCCUCUGAAGAAACAACUUGACAAGUAUGGACAGGAGCCCACUGUUUACUUUGGAGUCAUAUUCUAUGUGCCAACAGUUUCCCAACUACAACAAGAGAUAACCAGAUACCAGUAUUACCUCCAGCUUAAGAAAGAUGUUUUGGAGGGCAGGAUUCCUUGUUCAAUAGAACAAGCCAUCCGCUUAGCUGGCCUGGCUGUACAAGCUGACUUUGGUGACUUCAACCGCUAUGACUCACAGGAAUUUCUUCAAAAAUUUGUUCUUUUCCCUAUGGAAUGGAUUCAAGAUGAGAGGGUUGUUGAAGAAGCCACUCAAAAAGUUGCCCUGCUUUACCAAAGCUACCGAGGUCUGCCAGUACAAGAAGCUGAACUGUUGUACAUGCAAGAAGUUGAGAAGAUGGAGGGCUAUGGUCAAGAAAGUUUUCAAGCAAAGGAUAGCCAGAGUGGAGAUAUACUUAUUGGAUCCUGUCUGGAUGGUAUUUUUGUUAAACACAAAAAUGGCCGAGCACCUCUCCUAUUCCGAUGGAAUGACAUUAACAACAUGACACACAACAAGUCUUUCUUUGCCCUGGAGCUGGCCAACAAAGAAGACACCAUUCAGUUUCAGACUGAAGACAUGGAGACUUCCAAAUAUGUCUGCAGAAUGUGCCUGGCACGACACAGGUUCUACAAGAUCAACAAAAGUACUCUAGAGGAAUCUGAAGCUCCACCUUCUGAAAGCUCCCAGAAGUCCAUUCUCACUCUUUCAUUUCCACGCUUUCCAAUGCUCUCUCGUUCCUCUCUGCCUUCUAACAAGGGCCAAGCUGAACCAGCGCCAGUGAACCCGGUUAGACGGCGCUCCUCCACAAGAAUUUCAAUGCCCAAACCUCAGACAUACAUGAUGCCACCACCACAGUUGCACUACAGUAGCCAUUACCGGGAGCCUUACAAAUCCUCUCAAGACAAUCUUUAUAUGAACAAUCACAACGGUUACUACUACCACUCUCAGACCAGUCUAGACCGUUCACCACAUGAGUAUAAUGGAAGAAUCCGGAAUGGCAGUGUGUACAGUGCCCACAGCACCAGCUCCCUCACCAACCCCCAACACUAUAUGCAGCCGUCACCAAUGUCCUCAAAUCCAAGCAUCACUGGCAGUGACAUCACACGGCCUGACUACGUGCCCUCUCAACGUCAUAGUGUAUUGAUCCCACCCUCAUAUCGUGCCACACCCGACUACGAGAGCGUGAUGCGCCAAAAGAACCACAGUGCCAUGGUAGCCAUGCCUGAUCGUCAUAGCCACUCUAUGAGGAACCUCAACAUUGGCAACUCUUAUGCCUACAGCCGACCUGAUCCACUUGUGUACAGCCAACCUGAGAUCCGUGAGCACAGAGGAACAGCAGCUCAGUAUCACCUCCACUACAGCUUUCAUAGCCCAUCACCAUACCCAUACCCAGGUGAGAGGAGGCCAGUGGUGGGUGCCGUCAGCGUGCCUGAGCUUACUGAUGUGCAGUUGGCGCAGGCCCAUGCUUACCCGGCACCCAACAUCAUGGGGGCUCAAGUGUAUCGACCGCCUCCGCCUUAUCCCUACAGCCGCCCGCGGCCCGCCAACAGCACACCAGACUUGUCACGUCAUCUCCAUGCGAGCAGCAGCAGCCCUGACCUUAUUACACGCCGUGUACACCAUUCUGUGCAAACUUUUCAGGAAGAUAGCCUGCCUGUGGCACACUCGCUACAAGAAAUGAGUGAGCCGCUCAUCCCCACUGUCACACGACGCCCUUACACACACAAGCGGAACUCUAUUGAGCUCGCUGGCUUGACGUAUGGGCUGGAAAACAUGAGAAUGAAGGAGAGGACAGUUUCUGUUUCUGCCUCCGAAACGGCGCCCAAGCUCAUUCCACCUGUUGCUCACCCUGCAUCUGCUUCUACCUCGGAGCUUGACGUCUUCCAGGAGAGAACUGAGGCUGAAGACAUGGUUCUAAAAGACAAUGUGCACUAUGGUCACAAAAAAUCCCUAUCUGAUGCCACCAUGUUGGUCCACAGUAGUGGAGAGGAAGAAGAGUUUGAGGAUGACAGCGGCCGACACACACCCCAGUCGCAGGAUGCUGUAGCAGCCCCCAAGGAACAUGUCAAUGUUCUUGAGAUCCCUCUAAGGGAGACACCUCUGCCUGCCUAUCCUUUCAGCCCCAGUUUGGAUCAGGUUAUGCCCAGCCCUCUGGGAUUUCAACCGCAGCCUCGUAUCCGGGAGCAGGAUGAGACAGGAUCUCUUUACCCAUAUAGUGAGGCAGAUGCCAUCAUGCCUUCAUUUUCAGAGGGCGAUCUGAGCAACCAAAGUCGAUGGAAGCCUAAAAGAGAAACGAUCAAAAAAAGACCAGUUUCAGAUGUGCCUUCUGCACGAAGAAACAUCGAUGGCCUUCCACCACCUGGCAUGAAGAAAGGCUUCCGUUCAGAGAUAAAGAAGACGGGUCCGCUGAAGCUGGCGACUCUCAAUGGUUUGACACUUGCUCGAAUGCCUGUAGCCGAUGAGGCCAAAGAUGAACAUGGGAAAGCCUCUAAUGAUGACAGGUGUAAGCUACUAGAGCAACACCUGGAGCAGGGCCUGGUGUUUACAGAAUAUGAGCAAAUGCCAAAGAAAUGGCCCAGCAGUGAGUGCAGCAUUGCACAGCUUCCAGAGAAUGCAGAGCGAAACCGCUUUCAAGAUGUGCUGCCUUACGAUGAGACACGGGUGGAGCUUGUACCCACUAAAGAGAACAACACAGGAUAUAUCAAUGCCUCACAUAUCAAGCUUACAAUAGGGGGAGAGGAGUGGAAUUAUAUUGCAGCUCAGGGUCCCCUCCCUAACACAUGUCAAGACUUCUGGCAGAUGGCUUGGGAACAAGGGGUUGCAAUUAUUGCAAUGGUUACUGCUGAAGAGGAGGGAGGACGAGAAAAGAGCUUCCGUUACUGGCCCCGUCUAGGCUCCCGCCACAACACUGUUACCUAUGGCCGCUUUAAGAUAACCACACGUUUUCGUACAGAUUCUGGUUGCUAUGCCACCACAGGCCUGAAGAUUAAACACCUACUGACAGGCCAGGAGCGAACUGUCUGGCACCUGCAAUACAUGGAUUGGCCUGACCACAGCUGCCCUGAAGAUUUUAAAGGCUUUCUGUCAUAUUUGGAGGAGAUUCAGUCUGUGAGGCGGCAUACCAACAGCACCAGCGAUCCAAAGAACACAAACCCUCCUGUGCUAGUACACUGUAGUGCAGGGGUGGGGCGCAGCGGUGUGGUCAUUCUCUCUGAGAUCAUGGUCGCCUGUAUGGAACAUAAUGAGAUGCUGGACGUCCCCACUGUUCUGAGCCUGCUGCGACAGCAACGCAUGAUGAUGGUGCACACAGUUUCUCAAUACACCUUCAUUUACAAAGUUCUAAUACAGUUUCUUAAAAACUCCAGACUUAUAUAAGCUCACAUUGUUGCUUAUGCUGUCACAUGCCUGGACAAUGUUUUUGUCAUAACUGGAACAGGUCAUUAGGCCCCUCAGGAUUUUGCAGAGUGUGAAAGGGCAGUGUGCUGAAGGGAGAUAGACUGCAGUCUCCUUACUUCCACUCCAUGAGCUCUUUCUCUGAGUAUUAGUGAUGGAGCUAGGGCAGGUAUGAACGAUGCUGGAAACCAGCAUGUACAUUCUCAUUAAUCAGUAUUAUUCAGAUAUUUCACUGUGGAGUUUUAAACUAUACUAUUGCUACUAAUGAAUCUCAGCACUUUUUAUUUUACUACAUUGAGCAAAGGACACUAAUGCUGCAUCUUUAUUGUUAAAUGUAUAACAAUAUUGAACGCUUUUUAAUGGUUUCUUUUUUCUUAAUGCCUAUCUUGGUUGAUAGUUGAAGGUUUACUGAGUUGAUAUGAACAUUAUGGUCCCAGUGUUUAAGUGUGUAAGUUUAAGGGUGAAAAUGAAGGAAUCUAUUGUGUAUUGUAGGAUGGCUACAUUUGUCCUCUUACAAUUUGAAUAUGUGCUCAAAAUGAAGGAUAUGAUAACUAAAACUAUAUGGCUCUGCACUCUCGCUUGAGGUUUGCAUUAAUGUAUGCAGUGCUUCACAUAUAAAGAAGUAUUGUGUUUGGCUUAAGUACACACACUGCACAGCUGCUGUGCAUCAUGGGUAAGUUUACAACCAAAGACAAGUGAAGAUUUUUGUGUGUGUAUAUUUUUGUUGAUUGUAUAACGCAAGUAUUAUAAAAUAAUUUAAUAACGUUCCAUAUCCCUCAUGUCUCGGUAAGGAUUUAUUAAACCCAAGACUUUUUAAUCCAAGAGUUUUUUAAUGCAACUAAUAAUCAGAGUGGUGUCAAACCUUUUUUUUUUGUGGGGUGGGGGGUUUGAAGAAUAACAAAUCUUUUGUUUUUAUUUGUUGUUUAUAACCUAGUUCCUUAGCCAAACAACAAAUGAUAACGUACCAAAGAAGCUGCAUUUUCCAGCUUAGAUUGUUACCAAUGUUUUUAAAUUACGUACAUAUUAAGCUUGGCUAGAAAUACAAUACUAUAAGUAAGAGACUUAUGAUAUAAUAUGGAAUAACGAAAUUGAGGUGAUGUGCCGUCUUAGUUUAAUCCAUGUGUGCACAUACACUUAAAACUUGUGCAGUUCUUGCCAAGCCUGGAAAUCUGUGGUGAUGCAAGCGAUUGCAGCCUUUUUGUCUAUUGCCUAGAUUUCACAACAAAACCGAUAAGCAGUUAAAGCACAAGUUAUAACUUUGUCUACAAUUUGAGAUGAGAUAAGGACUUUGGAUCUGAGACAAGGACUUUCCUGGAUCUGUUGUUGGAUCAGGAAUUACAAGCAUCAGCAGUGCUUCACUGUAUGGGUCACUCGGACUCCAGUUCAAAAGCAUCACCUUUUAAGAUUCUGCUGUUUUCAUACAUUGUGUAAAUGUGAAUGCUACUGAAUUCAGCAUCGAAUUGGCUUUGGAUCACGAAUACAUGUAGGUUAAAUUAGUUAUAAUUAUUCUAAAACACUGGAGUCUGUUUGGCUUACUGUCUCUGUUGGCUCCAGAAUGCAUUUGACUUAAAUGUAUUAAAUGAAUUAAAACACAUGGAAUUGAUAAAAUAACUUGCUGUUGUCAAGCCUGUAUGAAAUCACAUGGAGGGUUUAAUUUAGAUUAGCAGUAGCGUGAGGGCAUUGGGGAAUACCUAUUUCUGUUAAAAUCAGUAGUUUUUUCACAAAUUGGGUCUAGACACAUUAAAGAAAGUUCUUUUCUUAGGAAACAAAUGCAAUCUUGGUUAUUUGUUGAUCAUUUUGAUGAAGCAAAUUAAAAUAUUUCAUUUGAUCAGCACUGUAGCUAGAUUGUUUUGACUCUUCACCGUAUUACCUCAGUCAAAUGAUUUGUUUAUUAUUAUUUACGAAGGGCUUAUGGUAUUUUGGUAGCAUUCAGAGUUCCUGGCAAAUCCAGAAACAGCUAAGCUCCAAAAACUUCAGGGUGAAAUGUGGUCAACAGCCCAGCAAUUUUGACAGAACUAUUUUUGCAGUAUUUAAUCAUUGCAACAGAUUUGUAUUUGAAUACAAAUAGGUUUCUCAUUGAAUGUGCCAUGUGUUUACAAUCAUAGUUGCUCUCCUUUUUUUCUAAAAGUUUAGAUAAUUUUUAUUUAUCAAAAAGAGCUAAAGUUUUAUACUCAAAAUGCUGAAAUUUUGUGCCCUUUGUUUUGCAUGUCUAUUAAACAAGGAUGGGCUUUGUCCAUUUAUUAUAGACUAAAACUAAGUUAAUUUGGUGUGUGAAUCAAUUUCAAUUGAUUUUUUUCCCAUCAUCCUUACCAUAGUUUAAAGGUUUCAAAGAAAUUAAGAGACAUGCCAUAUUUACACUAUUAACAUUUAUACCAUACGCUAAUUUGUGAGUUGCUUUUUGCACAUUAAUACCUAAUAUACCCAGUUCUGCUCAGACUCUUAAGAUAAACAAGAGUAUUUAAAAAGCUGUUCUGUUCUAAAUUGCCUGCAGUUUGUUUGUACAUAGAGAACAGCAUCUGUUUUCUUUUUCCCCAGACUGUUUAACUGACAUGUAUGUAUAUUAAAGAGACUUUGAAUUGAAAUAGAAGAGCAGAUUGCCCACAAAUUUGUGCUUUUGUUUUACAAAAUGUAAAAUCUUUGUAGCUGGAUUCAUGAGUUAGGAUUUACAGGAUUUACCUACUUCUCCCACUUAUUACUAUAAUACAAUGUUACAGAGAUUGAAUGAAAUAUUACGGACAAAAGUCAACGCUGACUGCUAUUGUUGUGGCUGUAUUGUUUCAAUAUAUGUAUAGAGCUGUCAUCAUGUUUAUGUUGUUAAUUGUAGUUAUACUAUUGAUUUUAAUGGUAGUUUUCUUUGCAUUAGCAAUGCCUUUGUAGUAAUGUCUGUCACUUGUGUCUCAUGGGUCGAGGAUGUAUCCUUAAGUCAUCACAAUUCAUAUCAAAUAACAAAUCACUUGUCCAGAGAAAAGCUUUCAUUCAGCAAAUAAAUAUUUUAAAUUA
This is a messenger RNA of Tachysurus vachellii, 6957 nucleotides long. RefSeq names its product protein tyrosine phosphatase non-receptor type 21 (gene ptpn21). Gene Ontology annotation, cellular component: cytoskeleton. The transcript has 20 exons. The coding region runs from base 283 to 3939 and encodes 1218 amino acids. Gene Ontology annotation, molecular function: protein tyrosine phosphatase activity. Gene Ontology annotation, biological process: protein dephosphorylation. The record is from RefSeq and is a predicted model, not a curated record. NCBI's taxonomy places the organism in Eukaryota, Metazoa, Chordata, Actinopteri, Siluriformes, Bagridae.